Molecule: messenger RNA, 1917 nt
Organism: Suricata suricatta (meerkat)
Lineage: Eukaryota; Metazoa; Chordata; Mammalia; Carnivora; Herpestidae
Gene: KRT3
Product: keratin 3
Exons: 9
Coding region: 1-1917 (638 amino acids)
Biological process (GO): keratinization; intermediate filament organization
Cellular component (GO): keratin filament
Molecular function (GO): structural constituent of skin epidermis
Source: RefSeq, a predicted model, not a curated record
AUGAGCAUACUAGUCAGCAAGACUUCUGGUGGCGGUGGCCAGGGCUUCUCAGGCCGCUCCGCUGUGGUCUCCGGAAGCAGCAGGAUGAGCCGUGUGGCCAGCUCAGGGGGAGCCAGUGGAGGGGCCUGUGGGUUCCGGGGUGGGGUGGGUGGCUUUGGCAGUCGCAGCCUCUACAACCUGGGUGGCAACAAGAGGAUCUCUAUCAGCGUGGCCGGUGGCUCCCGGGCUGGUGGGUUUGGGGGAGGCCGUAGCAGCGGUGGCAGUGGCUUUGGGGGUGGCUAUGGAGGUGGCUUUGGUGGUGGCUUUGGUGGUGGCAGAGGAAUGGGAGGUGGCUUUGGAGGGGCUGGUGGCUUUGGAGGGGCUGGUGGCUUUGGAGGGGCUGGUGGCUUUGGUGGAGCUGGUGGCUUUGGAGGGGCUGGUGGCCUUGGUGGGGUUGGUGGCUUUGGUGGGCCCAGUGGCUUUGGAGGGCCUGGCAGCUUUGGCGGGCCUGGUGGCUUCCCUGGGGGAAUCCAGGAAGUGACAGUGAACCAGAGCCUCCUGCAGCCUCUCAAUGUGGAGAUUGACCCCCAGAUUGGGCAAGUGAAGACCCAGGAGCGGGAGCAGAUCAAGACCCUCAACAACAAGUUUGCCUCCUUCAUCGACAAGGUGCGGUUCCUGGAGCAGCAGAACAAGGUCUUGGAGACCAAGUGGAGCCUGCUCCAGCAGCAGGGCACAAAUUCCAUCACGGGGACCAACAACCUGGAGCCCCUUUUUGAGACCUACAUCAACAACCAACGGAGCUACCUGGACAGCAUUUUGGGGGAGAGGGGCCGCCUGGACUCGGAGCUGAGGAACAUGCAGGACCUGGUGGAGGACUUCAAGAAGAAAUAUGAGGAUGAAAUUAAUAAACGAACAGCCGCUGAGAAUGACUUUGUGACCCUGAAGAAGGACGUGGACACUGCCUACAUGAACAAAGUGGAUCUUCAGGCCAAAUUAGAUGCCUUAACAGAUGAAAUCAAUUUCCUGACGACCCUCUAUGAAAUGGAGCUGUCCCAGAUGCAGAGCCAUGUCAGCGACACGUCCGUGGUCCUGUCCAUGGACAACAACCGCAGCCUGGACCUGGACAGCAUCAUCGCUGAGGUCAAGGCCCAGUACGAGGACAUUGCCCAGAGGAGCAAGGCAGAGGCGGAGGCGCUGUACCAGACCAAGCUGGGAGAGCUGCAGACCACGGCUGGCAGGCAUGGGGAUGACCUGAAGAGCACCAAGAAUGAGAUCUCUGAGCUCAACAGGAUGAUCCAAAGGCUGCGGGCUGAGAUCGAGAAUGUUAAGAAGCAGAAUGCCAACCUGCAGGCGGCUAUCACUGAAGCUGAGCAGCGUGGGGAGAUGGCCCUCAAGGAUGCCAAUACCAAGCUCCAAGAGCUGCAGGUUGCCCUCCAGCAGGCAAAGGAUGACCUAGCCCGGCUGCUGAAGGAGUACCAGGAGCUGAUGAACGUGAAGCUGGCCCUGGAUGUGGAGAUCGCCACCUACAGGAAGUUGCUGGAGGGGGAGGAGUGCAGGAUGUCUGGAGAGUGCCAGAGUGCUGUCAGCAUCUCCGUGGUCAGCGGCGGCGGUGGCGGCGGCGGCGCGGCCUCGGGAUCGGCAGGUGGCUACGGCGGCGGCUUCGGCAGCGGCUACGGCGGCGGCUUCGGCAGCGGCUACGGCGGUGGCUUCGGCCGGGCAGGCGGCGGCGGCGGCUUCGGCUUCGGUGGAGGAAGCAGCGUUGGUUUCGGCGUCGGCAGCGGCGGCUUCGGCGGCAGCAGCGUGGGUUUCGGCGGCGGCAGCGGCAGCGGCUUUGGCUCCAGCGCUCGCGGCGGAGUCAGUGGCGGAGGCUUCAGCUCGGGCAGCAGCCGGGGCGGCAGCGUCAAGUUCUCCCAGUCCUCGCAGCGCAGCUCCAGAUAA